Molecule: messenger RNA, 4062 nt
Organism: Nezara viridula (southern green stink bug)
Lineage: Eukaryota; Metazoa; Arthropoda; Insecta; Hemiptera; Pentatomidae
Source: the annotation of a GenBank genome assembly
AUGUCAUAUGAAAAGGAACUGUUUAAACUAGACCAGCCCCAUGGAGAUGGUGAAAUUUAUUUUGCCUGGCAGAAAGGCAGUGGGCUAUAUUUAGCAACGGUUGGAAAUGAUGUAUCCAUUUGUGUUUAUAAUCGACAAGGGAAACUUCAUGAAAGAAUCAAACUACCAGGGCAAUGCACAGGUUUUGGAUGGGAUAGUGAUGGUGAUUUACUUGGAAUGAUCAGUGAUGGAUCCUUUAUGAUUAUGCUAUGGGACUCAAACACUGCUAAACGAUAUAGUAUUGAGACAGGGUUGAGAGAUACUCUUACUGUUAUUGCAUGGUCAAAGAAUGAACCUGUUGUUGCUGUUGGAAGUGCUAGAGGAAAUCUUUGCAUAUAUAACCAUAGAACUUCUAAGCGAAUCCCAGUUUUAGGAAAACAUUCUAGAAGAAUUGUUACUGCGUCGUGGGGAGUAACUGGGCUUUUGGCUCUUGGCUCUGAGGAUAAAACAGUCACUAUUAGUAAUAACCAAGGUGAUACCCUUCGGACUAUUCCCUUAAGAUCUGAACCUUCAUCGCUUCAAUUUGCUUCAAUAAAAAAUGAUGAUCGAUUAUCACCAGAUACCACAAUCAGUGUUAUUGUUGGAAGGAAGAUUCUUUUCAUAUAUAACCUCGAUGAUCCAGAUAAUCCAGUUGAAAUGGCAUUCCAAGGAAAUUAUGGAAACAUUGUAUCAUAUGAAUGGUAUGCUGAUGGUAAUAUUGUGGUGGGAUUUAGUGCUGGUUAUUUUAUAUCAAUAUCUACAAAACCAAGAGAAAUUGGUCAAGAACUAUAUCAAACUAAAAAUCAUCAUGGAAAACUUACUUAUUUGUGUAUAUCCUCUCCACUCUCCAAAAUGGCUACUUGUGGAGAUAACUCAGUCAAGAUCCAUGAAUUGAUGUCCCUAAGUGAGACAACUGCAGUUAUAACUAUGGCAGGAGAAGAAAUAGAAAGAAUUGCAUGGAGUGAAGAUGGACAGUUAUUAUGUGUAGCCACUGCCAGUGGGUCCAUAGCUGUGUUUGUUUCUAGAAUGCCACGUCUAGCAGCUUCUCAUGGAGACCUGACUGCUACGUUAACUUCUCUUUCACAAGUUACAAUUUCACUUGUUCAGGACUCUGGUAAAAAACUGGAAACUACUUUGAAAACAGAAGUGGAGCCAAGUGUCAUUGGUGUGGGACCUUAUCAUGCAAUUGUGGGCAUGAAUAAUCGUACAUGGGUUUAUGACCUGGCUGCUGGAGGUCUUCUCAAGACCUCUCCUGUAUUUUUAUGUGACAAACAGUAUCCAGCAAAUGUUGUCUCACUAUCACUGAACUCGGAAUAUACUUCUGCUCUUGCUGCUGGGAGACUAUAUCUUCAAUUUACAGAAAAAAUUGAUCGUACAGAGGGAGAAAGAGAUGAAGAAAAAGAAUCUCACACAUUUCCUGAAGCUGCAGAAACAUUUACUGUUACUUCUCAUGCACUUACUACUGAUUUCCUAAUUUAUUCUUCUGAUUUAGGGCACAUUCGUGUUUUUGGUUUAGAAGAUUGGACACAAUUAACUGAAUACAAGCAUGAUUCUGCUGUUCGGUCAUGUUAUCCUGACACUACUGGUACGAGGAUUGUCAUCAUUGAUGCCAAAAUGGACAGUUAUAUUUAUACUCCAAUGGAUAAUUGUCUAAAACCCAUUCCUGAUUUUUCUGAAUCUGCUAUUGGGGUUCUGUGGGAUCAAACUGAAAAGGAUAAAAAUGUUUUUAUUGUUUAUGAUGCUCAGACAAUUAGUACUUACAUAUACAUAAGAGAUGCAUUAGAUGGAACUGAAAUCAGAAAAUUGGGUGAAACAAAAUUAGGAAUUGAUCAAUAUCCUCUAGUACUGCACAACGGCCUAGUUAUAUUGCAUACGCCUGGUGGUAAACUGGCUAAUUUAGUUUUAUCUUCACAUGUUCCUUCAAUCCUUAAAUCUGGUGAUAAUUUGAAGACAAAUUUAGCCAAACAUAUAGCUCUUAACAGGUUUACUGAUGCAUUGUCCGUCUGCAUGAUAUUGAACAACAGAGAAGAUUAUAUUGCUCUAGCUGAGGCUGCUCUUAAGACUUUAGAUGUAGCAUUCGCUUUAAAAGUUUAUCGACAAAUUGGUGAUGUAGCUAUGGUCAUGACUCUUGAGAAUAUAUUGUAUGUAGAAAAUAAGAAGCUGCUUUGUGGGCAUAUUGCAGAAAUAUUGGGUGAUUUUGACAAAGCUGAGAAACUAUUCUUAGAAUCAAGUGAACCACUUAAUGCACUCAUAAUGCGCCAAAAUCUGCUACAAUGGGAUAGAGCUCUGAAGUUAGCCAGAACUCUUGCACCAGAAGAGGUUCCAUCCAUAUCUCUAGAACAUGCAACUCAGCUUGAAUUAAUUGGAGAUUAUGGAGAAGCAUUGGUUCAUUAUGAGCGGGCUAUGAGCGCAGUUGAGGAUGAAGAACACAAUUUACAUUGCAAAGAAGGAAUCUGUCGAACCUCUCUCCGACUUGGCGAUUUUCGAAGGGGUUUACUUAUUGCAAAUGAACCUGAAGCCUCAGAUAUCUUGAGGUUUCAAGCAGCUGUAAUUCUGGAAUCUGUCAAGAAAAUGAACGAGGCUGCUGUGUUGUAUGAUAAAUCUGGUAAUUUUGACAAAGCAGCUGCAGCAUAUAUCUCAUUGAAAAACUGGAAGAAAGUCGGAGAAUUGUUACCAAAGGUCUCCGAUCCUAAAAUCUAUCGUCAGUAUGCUAAAGCACAAGAGUCUGAUGGUGACUAUCUAGGAGCAGUGGAAUCUUAUGCUAAAAGUGCUGAUGUAGAGAAUGUGGUUAGACUAUGUGUUGAUAAACUAAAUCAGCCUCAGAAAGCAGUUAAUAUAGUGGAACAGACAAGGAAUAUUCAUGCUGCUAAAACUCUAGCCAGACAUUUUGAAAAAUUGGGAGACUUCAGUUCGGCCCUCAAGUUUUUGGUCAUUUCACGGUCAGAAAAUGAAGCCCUGCGUUUAUGCAAAGAAACAGGGCUAGUGGAACUUUAUGCAGCUCUUAUAACCCAGGAGUUAGGUGGCAGCGAAGAAGGGGAGAGGCAACUGUCUUCACUGGCAUUGCAUUUUGAACAGAGUGGAAAAUUGAUGCUGGCUGCCAAAUGUUAUUUUCAUGCUGCUCAAUUUAAUAAGGCAUUAAAAAAUUUAAUCCAAGUAGCUCGGGGAAACUCAGCUGAGGAAGAAGCAAUAAUCUUGGCCAUCGAAGUUGUAGCUGCAGCUAAUGAUGAUGUUAUGGCUAAUCAGCUUAUAGAACUGCUUCUUGGGGAAGUUGAUGGUGAACCUAGGGAUCCGAAAUUUGUGUUUCGGCUUUACCGAGCUCGUAAGCAAUAUAAAGAGGCUUCAAAAACUGCUGUAAUUAUAUCCAAUGAAGAAUUAGUGAAUGGUAACUACAGCCUUUCACAUCAAGUCCUGGUUGGAAUGUGCAUGGAGCUUCAUGACAAUGGCUUGCAAGUUACGUCUGAGUUAAGUUCUCUUCUGUCACUCGUCCACUCUUAUAGGCUUGUUCGUUUACACGUCAAGUUAUCAAACCAUCUUCUUGCAGCAAGGCUUCUUCUCAGAGUUGCUGACAAUAUUUCAAAAUUCCCUGCCCAUACAGUUCCCAUUUUGACAUCUACUGUUAUAGAAUGCCACCGCGCUGAACUUAAGCAUUCUGCUUUCACUUACGCUGCCAUGCUUAUGAAACAUGAAUAUAAAAAUAAGAUUGAGAAUAAGUAUUUAAAAAAGCUGGAAGGAGUUGUAAGAAAAGGUCGUGGAGCAGAUAUAAAUGAAGAAAGUUCCCCAUGCCCUCAUUGCAGUCAACCAGUCCCUGAGUUCAAACUAGCCUGUAACAAUUGUAACAAUUCUCUGCCAUUUUGUAUUGCUACAGGAAAGCACGUAUUAAAAGAAGACUUCACAGUUUGCCCCAAUUGUCAGUUUCCAGCUAUAAGAUCAGAAUUCAUUAGAUUGCUGGAAAUGGGAGAAAAAUGUCCACUUUGUUCGUCUGAAGUCACAUUGGAUGAAAUGAGAGUUCAUAUCUCUUUUGAUUCCUAUUAUGGAAAGGAUUAA